GCCUGUGGCCAGAGGAGCAUGGACUCCCGGGCCUGGGCUCACACAGGGGCUGCUGAGCGUGGCCGCACCCGGAGAGGGACACCAGGCAGGAGGACGAGAAAGGACUGGUCCUGCUCACUCAUUGUGGCCUCUCUCGUGGGCGCCUUUGGCUCAUCCUUUCUCUACGGGUACAACCUGUCGGUGGUGAACGCCCCCACUCCGUACAUCAAGUCCUUCUACAAUGAAUCGUGGGAAAGAAGGCAUGGGCAUCCUAUAGACCCAGAUACUCUGACUCUACUCUGGUCUGUGACAGUGUCCAUAUUCGCCAUCGGUGGCCUCGUGGGGACUUUAAUGAUGAAGCUGAUCGGAAAAGUUCUUGGGAGGAAGUAUACUCUGCUGGUCAACAAUGGGUUUGCAAUUUCUGCUGCACUGCUGAUGGCCUGUUCCUUCCAGGCAGGAGCCUUCGAGAUGCUCAUUGUGGGACGCUUCAUCAUGGGCGUGGAUGGAGGCAUUGCCCUCAGUGCGCUCCCCAUGUACCUGAACGAGAUCUCACCCAAGGAGAUCCGUGGCUCUCUGGGGCAGGUGACUGCCAUCUUCAUCUGCAUCGGUGUGUUCGCCGGGCAAGUGCUGGGCCUGCCUGAGCUGCUGGGAAAGGAAAGCACCUGGCCAUACCUGUUUGGAGUGAUUGUUGUCCCGGCCUUGGUCCAGCUGGUGAGCCUGCCCUUUCUCCCUGAGAGCCCACACUACCUGCUCUUUGAGAAGCAUGACCAGGCAGGAGCCGAGAAAGCCUUCCGGACUUUCCUGGGCAAAGAAGAUGUCUCCCGAGAGGUGGAGGAGGUCCUGAUAGAAAGCCGUGUGCAGAGGAACAUCCAGCUGGUGUCCGUGCUGGAGCUGCUCCGGAGUCCCUCCGUGCGCUGGCAGGUCAUCACAGUGGUCGUCACCAUGGCCUGCUACCAGCUCUGCGGUCUCAACGCGAUUUGGUUCUACACCAAUAGCAUCUUUGGAAAAGCUGGGAUCCCGCCAGAAAAGAUCCCAUACAUUACCUUGAGCACUGGUGGAAUCGAGACUUUGGCCGCCAUCUUCUCUGGCUUGGUCAUCGAGCGCCUGGGACGGAGACCCCUCCUCAUGGGCGGCUUUGGGCUGAUGGCCCUCUUCUUUGGGAUCCUCACCAUCACGCUGACAUUGCAGGACCAUGCUCCCGGGAUCCCGUACCUGAGUAUCAUCUGCAUCUUGGCCAUCAUCGCCUCCUUCUGCAGUGGGCCAGGGGGCAUCCCGUUCAUCUUGACUGGCGAGUUCUUCCAGCAAUCCCAGCGGCCGGCCGCCUUCAUCAUUGCAGGCACUGUCAACUGGCUCUCCAACUUUGCUGUUGGCCUCCUCUUCCCCUUCAUCCAGAAAAGUCUAGACACCUACUGUUUCCUGGUCUUCGCCGCAAUCUGCCUCGCAGGAGCUGUCUAUUUCUAUUUUGUCCUGCCUGAGACAAAAAACAGAACCCAUGCGGAAAUCAGCCAGGCAUUUGCCAAAAGGAACAAGACACACCCACCGGACAACACUGACCCGGCUAUACCUGCCAAGGUGACCAGAAGGCCUGAGCCAGACCCCAUCUCCACUCGGGACAAUUAUGCCAAAAACGGGGUUGUCUAAAUGGAUGAUCUCGCCAUUCCAGGAGAUCAAAGACUUCCCUACACGGUUAAUAGUAUUAAGUAUUUAAGAAUAAACCUUUGCUAAUCUAAUGUCACAA
Messenger RNA from Neogale vison (American mink), 1717 nucleotides. It is a transcript of the gene SLC2A9, whose product is annotated as solute carrier family 2 member 9. Gene Ontology annotation, molecular function: hexose transmembrane transporter activity. Gene Ontology annotation, biological process: monosaccharide transmembrane transport. Lineage: Eukaryota; Metazoa; Chordata; Mammalia; Carnivora; Mustelidae. Gene Ontology annotation, cellular component: membrane. The record is from RefSeq and is a predicted model, not a curated record.